UUUGUUCACUGCCACCUUAAACCACCAUGGAUUUCUUCCGCCCAGCCUCCACCGCCCUUCUCCUCCUCUUCAUCUUCUCCGAUCAAGCCCUUCUCAAGAGUGUGUUAGGCGCGGUCGGAGUCAACUACGGGCUCAACGGCGACAAUCUUCCGGUGCCGAGUGAGGUGGUUGAGUUAUAUGGGCGGUGUGGGAUAGACAUUUUGCGGGUAUUUGAGCCCAAUCAUUCGGUUCUUGAUGCCUUGAAAGGGCGGAGGAAUUUAGUGGUGUGGUUGGGAACGAGAAAUGAGGAUAUUCAGGGGUUUGCCGCCGACCAAUUAGCGGCGAAUUCUUGGGUUAAUGCUAAUGUGGUUCCUUAUUACAAGAGUGUUAAUAUUGCAUAUAUUACUGUCGGUAAUGAGGUUGUCCCUGACGAUGCGGCGGCGCCAUUUGUCGCCAAGGCUAUUAAGAAUAUUAUGCAGGCGCUUGUUAUUGCCGGCGUCAAAAGCGACAUUAAGGUGACGACGGUGGUGCCCAUGUCAGUAAUGGCAGUCUCAUACACACCUUCCGCCGGAGCAUUCUCUACCACCGCCAUCGGACCUUUAAAAGACAUCACUCAAGUUUUGGGGACAUCCGGCGCACCAUUACUGUUGAACGCGUACCCAUAUUUCGCAUACGCAUCAAACCCACAACAAAUCUCGCUCGAUUACGCUCUCUUCAAAUCCACCGCGCCGGUGGUGGUGGACGGAAACUUAAAGUACUUCAAUCUGUUCGACGCGAUGGUGGAUUCUUUCUACUCGGCUCUGGAGAAGAUCGGCGCGGAGGGAGUGCGAAUCGACAUCUCGGAGACUGGAUGGCCGAGCAAAGGGAACGAUCCGUUCACGAGCGUAGAUAAUGCGGCGACGUAUAACAAGAAGUUUGUGGAACAUGUGAGGAGCGGCGCCGGAACGCCCAAGAGGCCGAAUGUGAAAUACGACGGCGUUUUGUUCGAGAUGUUCAAUGAGGAUUUGAAGACGGCGGGGGUUGAGCAGAACUUUGGGAUGUUUUAUCCCAAUAUGCAUCCGGUUUAUCCGUUAUGGAAUUGCUGAAUUAUGAAUUUAUAUGUUCGGUUUGGGCUUUUGGCCCAAAUUGGGAUUCGGUUCACGAAGGCCCAUGGGCUUGUCACCCAUUGAAAAAUCGUUUUAAUUAAUAAAAAUA
Molecule: messenger RNA, 1173 nt
Organism: Cucurbita pepo subsp. pepo (vegetable marrow)
Lineage: Eukaryota; Viridiplantae; Streptophyta; Magnoliopsida; Cucurbitales; Cucurbitaceae
Product: glucan endo-1,3-beta-glucosidase
Biological process (GO): carbohydrate metabolic process
Molecular function (GO): hydrolase activity, hydrolyzing O-glycosyl compounds
Source: RefSeq, a predicted model, not a curated record